GAAGUAAAUGUUACAUCAACAGAGGGUUGAAGAUGUUGGAGAGCAGCUUAACACAAAAGCAGCUGAGAGAGGACAAGAACUGACCAUACAAGCAACACAAACAGCAGAUGAGGAGUUCAUUGAGUCAGAAAAAAGAUAUGUCUGGAUUGGUCUGAGCAAUGCAGAAACAGAAGGAGUGUGGGUGUGGGUGGAUGGGUCAGCACUGACCACUGCGUUCUGGAGGGAGGGGGAACCCCAGUGAAAAAGAUGGAAAGGAGAACUGUGCUGUUUUCUCUAUCUGUGCUCCCACACUGAAUACAUGGAAUGAUGUACCUUGCUCUGGAAAGACAGGAUGGAUCUGUGAAUUGCCGUUGAAUUCCUCCAAAUUGCUCCUCUGAA
Messenger RNA from Colossoma macropomum (tambaqui), 378 nucleotides. Its product is annotated as CD209 antigen-like protein E. The coding region runs from base 8 to 241 and encodes 77 amino acids. The record is from RefSeq and is a predicted model, not a curated record. The transcript has 3 exons. Lineage: Eukaryota; Metazoa; Chordata; Actinopteri; Characiformes; Serrasalmidae.